AUGUACAGAAUAGACGUUUCAGAUUUUUAUGACUUCCAAGCGUUCAGAAAUAUGUGUCCAUUUCGAGACUAUAACAAAGCAGUCGAGAAUUUGAAACGUUUAGUCAUUUAUGUUGACUCUGCCCCAGAAUGUUAUGUCAUGAAAGAAUGGGAUGUAGUCUUUAACAAACCAAGAGCAACAAUAGUGUCUGAACAAGAAUGUAGACAGAAACUUAAGAAAAUAAAAGUCGUACAAGUUGGUAUGAAGAUGUUAGAUGCUUGGGAUAUUUUAUUGUCAAAGUUAGAAGAUUUUUCAGUUCGUGGUAUAAAGUUCUAUACACCUUCUCCAAACUUCUAUUCUAUCUUCACUGGAUAUAAAUACGAACAAGUAGAAUGGAAAGAAAAUGUUAUAGAAGCUUGGUUAGACCAUGUCAAAGAAAUUAUAUGCAAUGGAAACGAAAGAGUCUAUGAGUAUAUCUUAUGUUGGUUUGCAAACAUCUUACAACAUCCAAGUGCUAAAAAUGAAACUGCUCUCAUUGUAAUUGGAAAACAAGGAACAG
Molecule: messenger RNA, 538 nt
Organism: Trichomonas vaginalis G3
Lineage: Eukaryota; Parabasalia; Trichomonadida; Trichomonadidae
Exons: 1
Source: RefSeq, a predicted model, not a curated record